Molecule: messenger RNA, 671 nt
Organism: Physella acuta
Lineage: Eukaryota; Metazoa; Mollusca; Gastropoda; Physidae
Source: RefSeq, a predicted model, not a curated record
CAUGACCCAGUUCGUCACGUGCGUUGAGAAUCUCGUGGCCCAGUGCCGGAACACGAGCCAGGCGCUCGUGCUGGACAGACUGGUCAACCCAAACAGGGUCAAGGCCGCUCUCCCCAUCCUGUGUGAGCGACAAGACGAUAUCCUUGCCUCGGGUGAGUGUAUGAACAAAGUCAUGGGACAAGACUCCGAGUGCAAGAACCAGGCCUACGAGAAGAUCAAAACGGAAAUGUCCAAAUCGAUGAGAAAUGUCACGGCGACUUUUUACAUUCAGUGCAGCUUCUUCAACUCGCUGGCGGCCUGUCAGAGGGACGCCCUGUCCGAAUCUUGUGGCCACGGUCUGGGGGAACUCCACGCCCAGUUCCUGCUCUCGUUCAUCCCCAGCUCGUGUGCUCAGAGUUAUCCCCCGUCGGCUAAAAAUAAAACGGCGCCACCCAGCAACGACACCGGUAGCGACGUCACAGCCACCACUACACACGCUGACGUCACAUCCGGCAGCACGCCCCAGACGUCUGACACACUGACCCAGCCAUCGCGCAAGACACACGUGAUCGCCAAGAAGAAGUCAGGCAACACAGCUGUUGGUUUACACACAACAUGGGCCCAUUUGUGGCAACUGCUUUUAUCUUUAGGGCUAAUAUUAAAAGCGUUGUAGGUCUGGUAUAUGUGUGUGU